AUGGAGGAGGAAACGUACGCAGACGACUUUGGGGACGAUGACGAGCUUUUCCGGGAGUACCUCGAGGAAGGUGUGGCGUUGGAACCGAUCUCAGCAAGGGAAGCGGGCGCUGAAGCUGGCGCCAGCACCGCCGUUGGUGGGCAGCCUGACGCCAACGGUGGACUGGCCGAAACUGCGAAGGAGUCCAAGCAGGCUGAGCGGGGCCUCAAGGGACCUGGGCCACAGCGGGGGAUACCUGCCGCGUACUUUGAGGAACUUGGCACAGCUGGCGCAGUCACGGAGGACGCUCGGCGGCAUGGCGGCCGAGGAGGAGGGCAACGCAGCGGCGCCGGCCGCGGCGGCGGCGGCAGCCCUGGAGCGCAGCAGCCUGGUGUCGGCAGCCGAGGUCCCGGUCUGGGGCUCAUGCCCGGACCCCGCGGCCUCCCACCCGGCAUGCGACCUGCCAUCUUAACCCCAGUGCCAUUGCCCGGUGGCCUCAUGCCUCCCCCCCCGGGCAUGGGGCGCCUGCCCAACGGCAUGCCAGUACCCCUACCCAUGCAGCUGCAAAUGCAAAUGCAGGCUAGGGGCCCCAUGGGGCUCAUGGGACAGAUAAUGUCGGGCCGUGGCGGUGUACGGCCCAACGGUGCCGCUGGGGGCCCAGUCAUGAUGCAUGGCGUUACCGGCGGUCCUGCUAGCGGAGGCAGGGGAGGGAGAGGAGGCCUGGGGCGGGGUGCAGCUUUUGGCGGCCCGGGAUCUGGCGGGAGCCUCAUGAUGCAGGGUCGAAGCGGGGGCGCCAUCGCUGCCGCCCCCGCCGGCAGCCGCCUUGGGCCUGGUAGGCCGCCCCUGAUGUCGCCGCCGCCGCCGCCACCACCUGCGAGACCAGCGGGGAGUUUUGGGGGGCCCCGCGUCCGGGGACCCCCUAAUGCACCCCAGCCGGGCGGGCCCCAUCCUGGGGUGCUUCCCGGGCCACUGCCGGGUGGGGGUGGGGGUGGGGGUGCAGGUGCAGGUGCCCUGGAGCAGCAGCAGCAGCUGCUGGCGGCUGUUGCUGCUGCUGCUGCCGGUGGAGGCAGUGGGCUGCCAGCUAUGGAGGUGAUGCGGCAGCAAAUGAUGCGGGCGGCGGCGGCUGCAGGGGCAGGCAACGCGCCCAUGCUGGCCAACAUGGCGGCUGCUGCGGGGCUCACCAACCCUGCCAUGACGUACAUGUUGCGAGCGCUUCAGCAGCAGCAGCAGCAGCAGGGCCCGGCAGCAGGCGGGAUGCUUGGGAUGGCGGACGGCUUGGCAGCGGGGGCAAAAGCUGCAGGGCUGGGGUCUGCUGGCGGCGGCUUUGUUGACGCUGACUCGAAGAAGAUGCAAGAUGAAGAGGCGGGACUGGGUCGCCCACCUCCUGUUGGCCUGGAGUUGGACAUGCCCAGCAUAUUCCGUGAUGCCCCCCGUGUGGGUUUAGACGUGGGGGCGAUGGAGAGGGAGCAGGAGGGGUUGGGGGGGGCUGGCGAAGCCGGGUCGCGUCUGAGCUCCGGCCGCGGCCAAGGGGAGGGUGCUGCGGCGAUGAGCGGCGGGAGGGGCGGAGCGCUGCUGUCGUCCGAGCAGCCGCCACCACCUCGGCAACACCCCCUGAGGCAACCCUCGCCGGACGGCCUUCCCUCGCACCUCCGGGGUGCGGUGGCGGGUUUCGGAGCCAGCCCCCAACAGCUGCUGCAGGAGCACCACCACCACCAUCAACAGCAGCAGCAGCACGACAGCCAGCAGCAGCUGCACAUGCGAGCGAGGGAGGAAGGGGCCGAGGGCACAGGUGGUUGGGGUUCCUCCGAGGGUGAACAGCCGCAGCGGCAGAUGAUCUUGAACCCACCAUCGCUGCGAACAAACGGACCCAUGCCUCCCUUGCAGCAGGCGGUCCGGCAGUCCAGGUGCCUCUCCCCAUGGCCGCUGGGCGGUCAGGUGCCGCCAAACGGCCACACUCGCCGGGGAGCUGGUCCGGGAUCCCUACCGGGGGGGAGGCCCUUAGAGAAGCAGCAGGAGGGCGCGGAGGGGGGUCCUGGGGUGUGGGACUGGCGGCCGUGGAGCGGGGAGGUGGAGCUGGUAGGAGGUGGAAGCCUUGCGGACGGGGAGGACGGAGAUACAGCAGCAGUGACAGCAGCACCGGGCGGGCGGGUGGAGGCGGGGGGGUUGGUGGCGGAGGGGGACAUGGGGGUGUCUCAUCCGGAGGGGCUCUUGGCAGCGGCCGCGGAGGCAGACCCGCUCCAGCCCCAGGGCCAGGCAGUGGAUGAGUGGGCCGUGUCCAGCUGUACCUGCCCUCCCAACCUGCACCUCACUCAUCGCAAUGGGCUCAGUCGGGAACUAGCUGGGGUCCGCAAGCCGGGCCGGGUACGGGGACCUACCUUGUCCGACCCGCGGGUCUGUUCUGGCAAGACAUGGCUCUUCCCUCUUCCGGGUCGGGAGCCCUCGAUGCCUCCGCGGGACCUGGCCCUGCCCCGACCAGCGUACGGCACAAGUGGGACACCCACCUCGGCGGCUACCAUCACAGGGCCGACUUCCUCAUCUGCGAAUGGUGUCGGUGUGGGCGUCCUGAGCCACGCAGCUGUCGGUGCGCCCACCGCGCCCACGCUGCCCUUGGCGGCAGUGGCGGCGGCGGCCACGGCCGCAUCAUCCGCCGCCGCUGCCGCGGUCGUGAGUAGUCAGGUGCUUCAGAAGACGGAGGACGCCAUUGCUCUCAUGAAGCGAGUCAUAGCGCUGGAGGAGGCGCGACUGAAGCAGCAGCAGCUGCUUAAGAAGCGCAAGAAGGCGGCCACGGCGACUGCUGCGGCGACAACAGCUACAGCGGCGGGAGUGGAGAAAACUGGAGGGCCCGAAGUUACAGCCAAGGCUGCUAAGCCGGGGGGCCCCGCGGCCGCAGUCGCCGGUGUCGGUGUCGGGGGUGCAACCGCGAGCACGUCCUCAGCACCACGGCCAUCACCGCCGGCGAAAACCGCCCACGAGGCCGCAGCGGGUGCCGCCAGCGGGGGCGCGUCACUACCCUCCGCAAAGCGGCAACGGUCAAACAGCACAGCCGGGGACAGUCAGCAAGCGGCGGUGGCCGCAACCGCCGUGGCAGCAAAGGGGCGAAUGGAGAGAGGGUCGCCCCUGACCCCUACCCCAGCUACCACCUCGGCCGCACGCCCAUCGACUAAUGGCGCGGCACCGCAGCCUCGUAAUGGCACCCCCAUGAACCGGACACAGGAAACCGUGCAGGAGCCGUACAUCUUUGAGGAUGACGGUACGGGACUGUACGACGAGCACUACGAGCAGCACCAGAACCAGCAGCACCCCCCCCACGCAGGUGCGGGACUGGACGCCAUCACCCGGGGGGGUGGGGCCGUGGUGAGGAAUGGAGCACAAGGCGGUGCAGGCGCCGGACCGUCCGUGGUUGUGGCGGCUGGUGGGGAGACGGCGGCGGCGGAUGAGGCGUACAAAGAUGGCAGUGCUGGCAGGCGAGGUGGUGGCGGUGGUGGGGGUAAUCCUAGCGCCCGAUAUCAACAACAAGAGCAACAUCUACAGCUUCAACAACAGCAGCAGCAGCAGGAACAGGAAGAGGAACAAAUGCAACAGCUUGUUGACGAGGCUGACGGCGGCACCUACGACGACGAUGACCUGCUGCUGAGCGACGACCUGCCCGCCGAGUUGGAGGGGGACGACACCGCGGACUGGGAGGCGCUCUCGGAACCGGCGAGAGGGCCCCCGGCAACUGCAGGGACAGCGGCGACCGGGGGAGGGGCAGUCAAACGUGGCAGGGAGGGCUCCAGUGAGCAGGCGGAGAGGCAGCAGAUGCAGGGAGCUCAGCGCCAACGUACCUGCUGA
Volvox carteri f. nagariensis is the source of this 3810-nucleotide messenger RNA. RefSeq lists its product as uncharacterized. The transcript has 13 exons. The coding region runs from base 1 to 3810 and encodes 1269 amino acids. The record is from RefSeq and is a predicted model, not a curated record. NCBI's taxonomy places the organism in Eukaryota, Viridiplantae, Chlorophyta, Chlorophyceae, Chlamydomonadales, Volvocaceae.